AUGCUGCCGGCAGCAUCUCAAAUUCUGGUGACCGAGGACACCCCCAGGGUCGUUUUAGGUGCUGGCGCCGCAGGUGCUUCGACAGCGUACUAUUUACAGAAGUAUGCUGAGCGUGAUGGUGUUGCUGUCAACAUUACAAUAUUUGAGAAAACGGAUCAUAUUGGCGGACGCACACUGACUGUCAACCCAUAUGACAAUCCCCACGAAGCAGUAGAGCUCGGCGCUUCCAUCUUUGUUGAGCAGAACUUUAUUCUCUAUAAUGCCAGCCAGGAAUUUGAGUUACCGCUCAGGGAUCCCUACGGAAAGGGUGCCGAUUCGCUUGUCAUUAUUUGGGACGGCGAGAAGAUUGUCUUCGAACAAUCUGAAGACAGCUGGCAAUGGUGGGAUCUCACCAAGCUUUUUUGGCGUUAUGGGCUGGCUCCUUACCGAACGAAGAAGUUAGUAGGAGCGGCUCAAACAAAAUUCCACAAGCUGUAUGAAUCGCCUUAUUUUCCUUUCAGGUCUCUAACAGCAAGGGCUUUCGAAUUGGAUCUCGCCAGCCUUACCGGACAGACAGGGGAACAGUACUUGGAGCAGAACAAUGUUGGACAAUCAUUUGCUCACGAAAUUAUUCAAGCAGCUACUAGAGUGAAUUACGCCACGAAUCUAGGGAAAAUCCACGGCCUCACCACAUUAGUGUCUAUGGCUCCUGAGGGUGCCGUUGCUGUUAGUGGAGGCAACUGGCGGAUCUUCGACCGAAUGGUCAAGAAUACGGGAGCUGCAUUAUAUCUGAAUACAUCCGUAUCUUCGAUAACCCUCGACGGUAAGCAGGCCAAUGCUGCCGAGGCCAAGUACUUGAUCAGCACACGACCAACCGAUAAGGAAGAUGCGAAUGAAGAGACAGACGUCAUCGCUUUCGAUGACGUGGUCAUCGCAACACCGUAUCAGUUCAGCAAUAUCAAGACAGCUGGCGACAUCAUCAAGACUGCCAUCGACGAGAUACCCUAUGUGCGAUUGCACGUCACCAUAUUCGCCUCUCCUUUCCAAAUGAGCCCAGACUUCUUCAGCCUGGAUGACAAAGCCAAGAUCCCUACAAGCGUUCUCACCACGCUCGCAGAUGACGACGAUGCUAGCUCGGGAGCCAAUGGCUCAGGCAAGGCAGGCUUUUUCUCCAUCAGCAGCCUACGCACGAUCGUCAAUCCAGCCACUUUGCAAGAAGAAUACUUGUACAAGAUCUUCUCUCCCGAGAAGAUCACCCCCGAAUUCCUCUCACAGUUGCUUGGAGUUCCCGUACCAGACUCUUUCAUCACGCCCCAGGAGAGUGGCGAUGAGGGAGAUACAGUGAUAUUACAGCCAAUCUCAUGGUACUAUCCGCAUGUAUUCUUCUCAUAUCCUCAAGAACUUCCGCGCGUUACUUUUCAGGACCCUAUCCUCCGCGAAGGCCUGUAUUACACGUCCGGUAUGGAGAGUUUCAUCUCGACCAUGGAGACGAGCGCUUUGAUGGGGAUGAACGUCGCGAGACUCAUUGUGGACAACUGUCUUGGACUUAACACUGGAAAUGCUGUCGAUAAGGAGCAGGCACGGCCCUCUCCACAAAAGGGGAAGCAGAGCAUCUUGGCUGGCGUGCAAGAAGAUGAGCUGUGA
Phaeoacremonium minimum UCRPA7 is the source of this 1623-nucleotide messenger RNA. Its product is annotated as putative prenylcysteine oxidase protein. Gene Ontology annotation, biological process: prenylcysteine catabolic process; prenylated protein catabolic process. Bases 1 to 1623 code for a protein of 540 amino acids. The record is from RefSeq and is a predicted model, not a curated record. The transcript is spliced from 2 exons. Gene Ontology annotation, molecular function: prenylcysteine oxidase activity. NCBI's taxonomy places the organism in Eukaryota, Fungi, Ascomycota, Sordariomycetes, Togniniales, Togniniaceae.